Molecule: messenger RNA, 678 nt
Organism: Aureobasidium pullulans EXF-150
Lineage: Eukaryota; Fungi; Ascomycota; Dothideomycetes; Dothideales; Saccotheciaceae
Exons: 2
Coding region: 1-582 (193 amino acids)
Source: RefSeq, a predicted model, not a curated record
AUGGACAAAGCAUCGACAGAAAAGGAAGGCAACACCAAGUCCACGCAAAACCCUCUCCAAGAUGAGAAACGAAAAACCCAGGCUCAACUGACACGCCUCUUGACGAGAAUCCAAGAAACACAAGAUGGCAUCAAUAAAACGGUGCAGAUCAUGGAGGACGAUGUCCGCUGCGUCCAGGAGGAUUUCGAUAACAUGAAGUUGAUGGUCAGGGGAUACACCUCUUCCUCAAAUCACCGAUGGGAUGGUGACCACAAUGCCACAUUUCACGGCUUCGAAGUCAAGGCCCUAUUCGAGACUCUGGUCAAACUCGCCACUCUGGAAAAAGUUCAAGAAGCUGUGAAGAAACGCAGGGACGGGCUCGUGGCCGAUUGGAGAGAGUCGGAGCUACCGGACCGUCACAUCAUUGCUGCAGCCGAUAGGGCAUGUACUUUGGCUUACGGAAAGGCUCGGUUUGUCUAUAGGGCCAUGAAGGAGAUGCAGCGUAAGUUCCCCGAAGAAGAAGCCAUGAAAUGGAUCGAGGAACGUAUCAAGAGGAAGGCCGAAAAGAGGUUCAACAAGCUGAAGAAGGAAUGGCAAAGAUGAAAGGUCGCGUGUGGCAGAGAUGGACUAUUCUGCAGCGACUCGUCGUCACCCACGAAGGCCUGAUGCGAAUGGAGGACGAAGAAUAGACAUCGACUC